AUGAAUUGCACCUAUGAUGUGAAUAUUGCUGCUGCUGCUGAGGAUGAAAAAAUUGUGAGUUUUAUUGAGGUCCACACUCCUCAAAAUUCCCCCAACAUCCCCCUUUACCCCAAAGCUCCCCAACAAUCCCCAUUUUCCUUCCCCAAAAGUCCUCAUCUACCCCCACCUUCCAAAGAUUUUCCUCAAGACUUCCUCAACAGUCCUCAUCUACCUCCACAAGACUUCCUCAACAGUCCUCAUCUACCUCCACAAGACUUCCUCAACAGUCCUCAUCUACCUCCUCAAGACUUCCUCAACAGUCCUCAUCUACUCCCACAAGACUUCCUCAACAGUCCUCAUCAACUCCCACAAGACUUCCUCAACAGUCCCAUCUACCUCCACAAGACUUCCUCAACAGUCCUCAUCUACCUCCACAAGACUUCCUCAACAGUCCUCAUCUACCUCCUCAAGACUUCCUCAACAGUCCUCAUCUACCUCCUCAAGACUUCCUCAACAGUCCUCAUCUACCUCCUCAAGACUUCCUCAACAGUCCUCAUCUAUCUCCUACAAGACUUCCUCAACAGUCCUCAUCUACCUCCACAAGACUUCCUCAACAGUCCUCAUCUACCUCCUCAAGACUUCCUCAACAGUCCUCAUCUACCUCCUACAAGACUUCCCCAACAGUCCUCAUCUACCUCCUCAAGACUUCCUCAACAGUCCUCAUCUUCCUCCUCAAGACUUCCUCAACAGUCCUCAUCUAACUCCUACAAGACUUCUCAACAGUCCUCAUCUACCUCCACAAGACUUCCUCAACAGUCCUCAUCGACUACAAGACUUCCCCAACAGUCCUCAUCUACCUCCUCAAGACUUCCUCAACAGUCCUCAUCUACCUCCUACAAGACUUCCUCAACAGUCCUCAUCGACUACAAGACUUCCCCAACAGUCCUCAUCUACUUCCACAAGACUUCCUGA
Pecten maximus is the source of this 951-nucleotide messenger RNA. RefSeq lists its product as uncharacterized. The transcript is spliced from 2 exons. The coding region runs from base 1 to 951 and encodes 316 amino acids. The record is from RefSeq and is a predicted model, not a curated record. Lineage: Eukaryota; Metazoa; Mollusca; Bivalvia; Pectinida; Pectinidae.